Messenger RNA from Somion occarium, 1876 nucleotides. NCBI's taxonomy places the organism in Eukaryota, Fungi, Basidiomycota, Agaricomycetes, Polyporales, Cerrenaceae. The record is from the annotation of a GenBank genome assembly.
AAACUCGCUUAAGAGAAUGCACGUGGACCGUGUAAUACGACGCGUCAAACCGCGACGCGACUUUGCUUUUGACAUGUUCAUUCCGGGACCACUUGACUUUUGCUUUAUCUACUCCUAGACCAUGGACGAUUCCGACUCUGGCUCUGAUCUUUUCGAUGAUGACUUGAUACUUGAUGAGGAGACUUUAGCAAUCAUCGACCGAGCGAGCAGCGCGUAUCCUUCUUCGGAAGCAAGCUUUCCAGUCUCUUCCGAGCCUGCAGACUCCGACUGCGAUGAUGCAUUCUCAGAUCCAAACAAUGUCGAUGGUGUACAUGUGGGCUCUGAUCCCGUUGCGCCCUCGGAAGCUUCGGUUGACAACGAGGACGAGGAUGAAUAUGACGCGUUUCCUUUCUGAGGAAGAGAAUGAGUACCUGCUUGCGGAGGAACGGAAGCAUCAAACUUCGCAAGCACACGAGGCUCCAGGGCGCGCCGCGUCAGAACAUCCUGCUGAAUCCUUAGUAGAUGAAGGAUCAUGUGACGAUAUUUCGGUUCGUACAAAGUGCUCACAACGGACAGUAGAGUCAAAUGACUCCCACCAGUCAGAUGAGGAAAUGUUUCUAGCUGUUGAAUGUCCUCAGGCAAUUCUACAUGCUUCCGCUGCUUCCUAUUCGCUCAAGGAAUUGGAUUCAAUCAAGAAAUUGCGCAAAGCAACUGUCGCGGUCGAUCCUACCGACGUCAUCGUCAUAUCAUCUGAUGACGAGGAUGACGAGGACAAGUCACUUGCUCUCGCGCUGACAAUCAAGAAACGGAAUGGCAUAAACCCGACACAAUCAAGCCAGCCGCCAACCAAGAGACGCAAAUUGAACUCCCUUGCCGAACACGAACGGAGGUUAGCAAAUAUUGAAGCCGCCAUUCUGAAAAAGACGGCAGCCGACGCAGUUCAGGAAACGAUCGUCGUCCAAUGCCCGCCUUGCGUUUUCGGAAGGAGUAGGAUUCCGUCUUCACCUGUUCCUCGUGUCCUGCAUGCAAAGAACACCGGAAAGCCAAAUCUUCCAGUGGACGUUGCCUCCAAAUCCCGAUCGGUGUCAUACUGUCGCAGCACUCAGUUACCCUCCUCAGAGAGUGAUGAUUCGUCAUCCGAGUCAUCUUCGGACGAGUCUGACAACCUCCUUGCGUUGCCGAAUACAGCUGUUCGUCCUUCACGCGUCGGGAAAUCAGAUGCUGGCAAGCCCUCCGUCCUUGCAAGAUAUCCCUUGGACAAGUUCUUCUCGCAAUUCCCUACAUUCAGGUAUCGACCCGAUGCACCCGUCAAUGAUGAGUUCAAUCGCCUUCGCAUACAUGAAGGUUGGAAGCCUCGGAGUCGCAUGAGUACAGCCAUGUACACGAAGUUCAGAGAAGCUCUGGUGGAUGAAUUUAAUGACAGGUAUGGGAAGGACGAGAAUAGGAUCGAAUCAUGGCAACUUCUUUGCACUAUGCUUCGCAUUGAUCCUAUUCCAACAACCCUCUGGAAAUGUAGAGAGGUUGUCCGUUCGACACAUGUCAACCUGGUUGACUUGCUCGACGUGUAUCGUACGGGCGAAGAUGUGGAGAUCUUCGAGGAUUUGGAGGGCUUGCAGGAUUACACUAUGGAGACCACCAAAUUCUUCCCACUACAAACUGCGAAAGCUGGAGGCGUUCUGAAAUCUUUGUUACGCAAGAUCUUGUCGUGAAAGGGGUUUUGUGACACGCCCACAUUAUUAAUAAGACGACAUAAUUCAUAUUGCAAUCGUUGUGUUUAGUGUCAGCUAGAAACUCGAGGCAUACAAAGACGAAGCAAUGCUCAGGGCUCUCGAUGUGAGCCACUGACUUGCAAACUAGAAGACCAAAGUAUCAAUAGGGAUAACACUCUGAGCAGAUC